AACAUGAUUGUCAUCAAUCAUAGGAUAUUUCGAAGGGUAAUGCAUCAUAUCUUGUGCUUAUAUGAUAGAUAUCCGCAGUCAUUGUCACAAUGGGGAACAUUGGAAAAAAAAAGAUAUCGAACUUUUUGUUUGCAAUUGCAACUAUAGAAUUUCUGAUUAAAUCAAAAUGAUUCACCAAGACCCCCGAUGACAAAUGCCAACAAAGAAAUGCUGUUAAAGAAAAAUCCAGUGUAAAAAUCAAAAGCGAUUUCAGUGCAGAACUUUUGUGUAGUAAGAAUUGAAGUGCAAUCGACUACUGAGUGAUUAACUGGGUAAAGCAAACAGCUUAGGCUCAUUCACUAGUGAAGCAUUUGCGCUUAUCAGUUAUCAAGCUGGUGUGGGGAAAGGUGAGGAGAAAGAGAAAGAGCAUUCGUGAGGUGUGUGUGUGUGUGUGAGUGGAUACAUUUCAAUUAUGAGGAAUGAAAGCGAACGAGACGAAUUGCCACAAAAAAAAAAUCACAAUGUAAGGUAAGGGAAAGAGAUGGAGAAAGAGAUAGAGAUAGAAGAAGAGGAGUUGCAAUCAGGGGCAGGUAGAGAGACAUCGACUGAGAUGUUUCGCAGUUUGUUGGGAUGCUGCUCUGUGCUCCGUGUCGUGACCCGGUUGAAUUACUGUGUUUACCUGCUCGACGAUGAUUUUGUCUGUCUGCCUGUUUUGUGCAUACCUGCAACACACACACACACACACAUGCACAUACACCGAUCCAUUGAAAUCCCAAUGAGCCGUUUAGUGCACCAAGAGAAAACCUGACGCAAUUAUGAAAUUUGCAUACACAUGGAAACAGGAGUAGGAAACCCAAGCGGAAACACAGUGCGGAAACAGCACAAUUAUUUCAUAUGCAAGCGAGAGCGAGAGAGCGAAAGACAGAAAGAAACGAAAAGAAUGCUUCAAAGUGCAUUUCGAGUUGGUUUCCAGAUGUGACCAGCUGUUCCACAAAUAUCGACAACCGUCGAGGGUGACCAUUUUGAAGUUCGGAAAAAUACCGACGGUUAUGAUAUCGAUGUUGCUUCGCGUCUACAAAGUUCAACAAAGAUAUUGAAUAAACGAAAUAAUUAAAAUGUUCAGUGAGCAAUUAUUCCCACGUGUUCUUAACUACAUUGACGAACUCAGCACACAAAGUGAGGAUGUGCGCAAAGUGUUCGGGAAACUGGAAAUUGCGCUGGAAGAAGACGAGACGCUGUGCAAAUCAAAAGAUGCUCUAAAAAAGGAUAUCGGCAAUCUACGCAUCGAUUUGACGCUGAUUCGCGAAGCUGCCAUCAUAGCCGAGGAGCAGCGUGAGGAGAACAACAACAGUCUCAAAAUCCUGGACAAUAACUAUGUCAAUCUGCUGAAAAUUGUGGAUUUCCUUGACGACGAUCGGAUGAACAAUAUUUUGCGCUUUGCUAUCCUCAGCAGGCAGAACGAAGUGCAGGAGGAGCUCAAUCAAAUUGAACUGCAGCAGAAAAUCGAUCAUGAUUGCAAAGCCGCCAUGGAACGUCGUAAGAUUGUAAAGGAAUUACGCAAGUGCCAGCAACUGUUCAAUGAUACAGAGGAGGAAAAUCUCAGCGUUGAGCUGGAAUUACAACAGCUCAACCAUCAUUGGAAAAUCAAAAUCGAUCGAGCAACACAACAACGCAACAAGAAGAUCGUCUCCCUGGUGGAGCUGAGCAAGCAAAUUACCGAAGAGCAAACUUUUAAAGUGCCAAAACCAUAUGUAGUUAAGAAUACUAUCAAAGAUAAACGUAAUGCUCCAAUUGUGCUGCAGUCAGCCAUGGAAUUCCUGAAAAACUUCCAAAUUAAGUCCAAGAUAGCGAAGCCAAACGAGCAGCAACCGUUGCGUCCCAUUUUAGUGUCGAAUCGUUCAUCCGAGGAUGACAGGAAUAUCCAGCCUAGUCCCACGAAACAGGUGCAUUUUGGUCCGCUGCCGGUGCCGUCGUCUUCCGAAAACUCUCGAGAGACGUUUGAAAGUAAACUUGAGGAAAUGAACAAUGACUACGAUAUGGUCGAAGUUUCAGAACUCUCAGAAUUCAAUCUAUCGCAUCUGCCAGAGCGCCCGAUUAUCCAAAAUGUUGAAGUGCUACCGUCAGUGAAAUUCUCUUUUGAUAACGAUGCUGCUGUUUUUGAUGUCUCGACUUGUUCGGACUCGAACAAUGCAAACAAAUCAAUGGAUACUCUUAGCUUCAAGAAUAUGUUUUCAUCAUCUCAGAUUUGCGAUGGCAAGCCAUCGUUGGAAGAGCUCUCACAACAGUCAAUGAAUAAUUUUGAAACUAAUAAUGUUCGUGAAUCGAACACCUUAGAUUUUUCAGCUGUAAAACUUGACUGUAACAAUGAUUUUUUCUUGAAUUUCGAUGACGAUGAUUGCAGUGUAGAUCCGCAAAAUGCCUAUGAUCUUUAAUCAUUUCAAAAUAAUACUUUUCAUAAUUUGCAAUCAUGAAUUUUCUAAUGAUUUAUCCCAUUUUAAAUCAAUCUUAUUGUAUUCAAAAUCAUCUAAGUUUACGAAAAUCUUACGAUUUAGUUUUAACAUUUUCAAAAAAUAUAUUCAUUU
Drosophila albomicans is the source of this 2561-nucleotide messenger RNA. RefSeq lists its product as uncharacterized. The transcript is spliced from 5 exons. The coding region runs from base 1095 to 2411 and encodes 438 amino acids. NCBI's taxonomy places the organism in Eukaryota, Metazoa, Arthropoda, Insecta, Diptera, Drosophilidae. The record is from RefSeq and is a predicted model, not a curated record.